GUCGGGGUGAGGACGGGCGGGGACGUGGCACGAAGGGGGAAGCACGGGAGCGAGCGAGCAAACGUGUUUUUAAACAUUUCAUCCGCUAUUGUUCGGCCACUCUGGGAAGCUGCUCUUUGGAGAGGCGUCUGAUUUUCGAGGGAACUCUCCCAGUGCGAGCGCUGUAAAUAUCUCAACAGAUGCUUGGCUUGUUGGUAAUCAGCUCGGCUCCUUGGCGGUCAGUGCAGCAGCGGCAGCGGCAGCAGGGUAUUAAUUCUGGAUAUGAGGGCUCUCCACAACAUUUGGUUCUUUUUUUCCAGAAAGGAAAGCUGGAAAAGGGGAGGGAUCGCCCGUGAGUCUGACUGACAGUUUACAUAAUGAGCUUGAGAGGAUGCGAGGCAACUAUAUAAACAGCUCGAAGGGAAGCAAGUUUUCCAUUUACUGAGCGCUGUUAGCACCAGUUAAAGGAGGAGCAGUUCAACACUAAGCACUCCCCUUUGCGUCUCUCACCAAAUCCCCUCGGCUCUGGAGUUUAUAAAGGCGACUAAAGCAAUCAGAGUUUGGUCGUUGGCUGCAGGAUUAAUUCCCAGAAGUGGACGUUUUAACACCUGGAUUUUACCUUCCAAUUUCUGCUGGUGCUCGGGGAAUAUUUGGAAGAGCAGGUUGCUCUAGGAGACUCGCCGUGACGCCUCUCUUUUCUCCAUCAAGCGAGAAGCGCUUACUUGGACCAUUUGAGGAAUACAGGAGGAAAACUAAACCCACUAAGAAUUGGAAGCCUUGAGUAACACAAGGAUGACAGCCUUGCGCAUCUUUGGCUUGACGUUUCUGUUAAUGAUUUUGCAGCAGAGGGUGUCCGGCUCUGGCGUCUUCCAACUGGAGCUGCACGAGUUCGUGAAUAGCCACGGGGCUCUGGCCAGCGGGAAGCCCUGCUCCCCCCACUGCAGGACCUUCUUUCGCGUUUGCUUGAAGCAUUUUCAGGCAGUGGUCUCCCCGGGCUCCUGCACUUUCGGCAGCAUCAUCACCCCAGUACUGGGAAUAAACUCCUUCAGCGUCAAGGAUACAGAGAGAUUUGACAGCCCCAUUAAGUUACCCUUUAACUUCACGUGGCCGGUGAGAUUCCACUUUAGACCUGAUUGCAGUUGCGGGGCAGGAGGGCGGCAGGGAAGGCUGAUCGCAGCGCGCUCAUUUCUGCUUUUUUAUGUUCUCUUCACAGCCAUUUGUCUGUCUGGAUGUACUGAACAGAAUGGAUACUGUAACAAACCUGGGGAGUGCAUCUGUCGUCCCGGUUGGCAAGGCCGCUACUGUGAUGAAUGCAUUCCACAUAUAGGCUGCCGCCACGGGACUUGUAAAACACAAUGGCAGUGCAUAUGUGAUGAAGGAUGGGGUGGCCUCUUCUGUGAUCAAGAUCUGAAUUAUUGCACUCAUCACAGACCAUGCAAAAAUGGAGCAACUUGCAUGAACACUGGCCAAGGCAGUUACACAUGUUCAUGCAAACCUGGCUUUACUGGUGUUGAUUGCGAACAUGAGAUCAGCGAGUGUGACAGCAACCCUUGUAGGAAUGGUGGUAGUUGCACGGAUAUGGAGAAUGGUUAUCACUGCCUGUGCCCCCCUGGAUACUAUGGAACUCACUGUGAGCACAGUGCUUUGACAUGUAUAGAUUCUCCAUGUUUUAACGGCGGCACAUGCUUGGAAAAAGAACAAGGGGCUAGCUACACUUGCCUUUGCCCUUUAGGCUUCACAGGGUCAAACUGUGAAAAAAAAGUAGAUCGGUGCACAAGCAACCCAUGUGCAAAUGGUGGCAAUUGCUUUUACCUGGGUCAGAUUCGUGUGUGUCGUUGUCGGGCUGGUUUCUCUGGUCAGAAAUGUGAGAUAAACAUCAACGAUUGUGCCAGGAGCCCAUGUUCCAACGGGGGAACUUGCCAUGACCUGAUCAACGACUACACCUGCACAUGCUUGCCAGGCUAUACUGGCAGGAACUGCGACAUCAAAACCAGAGAUGAAUGUGCUUCUGGGCCAUGUGAGAAUGGAGGCACAUGCUACAGCGGACUUUAUAGUGCCAACUUUGUCUGCUACUGUCCUUCUGGCUUCAUGGGCAACCGUUGUGAGCUACCCGUUUAUACCGUGCCUGUUACACUUCCUCCUAAACCAAUCCCCUGGAUUGCUAUAUCCAUGGGGGUGGGGCUGGUGGCUUUGCUCAUACUGUUCUGCAUGAUAGCAAUGGUCAUCAGGCAGAUGAGGAUGCACCCAGAGCAGGAGCUGGAGACAAUGAACAACCUAUCUGACUUCCAGAAGGACAAUCUCAUUCCAGCUUCACAGCUCAAAAACACCAAUAAAAAUAAAGACCUCGAAGUGGACUGUGGGCUGGAAAAAUCAAACUACAAACCCAAGAAUCAUAAACUGGACUAUAAUCUGGUAAAAGACCUGACAAGUAGAGGGACACAGGAGGAUAAAUAUUACAAAAGUGAAAAGUGUCUAGGAGAAAAAUCUCCCCUCCGACUACACAGUGAAAAGCCAGAAUGUAGGAUAUCAGCGAUAUGCUCUCCAAGGGAUUCAAUGUACCAAUCUGUCUUUGUGAUAACAGAAGAAAGGAACGAGUGCAUCAUAGCCACAGAGGUAUAAGACUGAGGAUCAGUCCGUUUGCACCUCAGAUUUGGUAAUGCCAGUAGAUGGACGUUCCUGCUGCAUUGUUUACAAUUCAGAACUGGAUUGGACUGUUUUAAUUACAUGCAACUUGCUGCUCUCAGGCGGAGGAUGGAACUGGGUGAACUGGACAGACUGUGAAUUUACCGAAAGAUGCAAUACACCUUUUUGUUCUAACUGCCCUUGUUUGAAGUUUGAUACCAGAAAUCUCAUUGGCUAUAGAAAAGGGGAGGCAGAGGGAAGAGAAAGGGGUUUAAAAAUGUAUCAAAACAAUAACAUUUUUAAAGAUAUUGAGGCCAGUUCCUCAUGGACAGACCCGUGGCUUUCCAGAACUCUGGUUAUGGGAGGUGCCAGUAGAGGAGGAGACACUGAACUUUCACAGAUGUUGCGACGGAAGAUGUGAAGAAAGACACAUUGCUAUGCAGAUAACGGAUACAGAAUACAUGAGAUCUCCAUUUUUUUUUCUGGGUUUAAAAGUGCCUAAAAUGUGUCAAGAGAAUCUUGAGCCCAAACAGACACUUGACUGCUCUGUUUGCAGUUACCUGAACAGUAUUGGGCAGGAGUGAUUGACACUUCCUGCUAUACAUCUAUUUGCAUCUCCUCUCUCCUGCUGCAUGUAUUGGAGACAGUUUAAGGGUGAGAGGAGGAAGGAAAGAGGGAUACAGAAUUUACAUUUCAUCUCAUUUGGUGAUGCUUUGGAGAACUGAUUGACCCAAGCCACGAUAUGGGACAGGAUUGUCAUGGAUUUAAACCCCUGAGAAGGGAAAGGUGUGAUAAGGAAUGUCUACUGCCUCUUCCCUGUUAUGAGGAGAGACAUAAUCCCAGCCUUACAAAUGCGUUUAAAAUCAAUCAGCUUCUAGAACCUAUAUGGGCUGAGCUGUCUCAGCGGUUUUCAUGCCCUUUGCACUACCAGUGAUUGUGAAUAGAAAUUAUAUUUUUCUUCUCCUCCCUCAUUCUCUCUCCCUCCCUUACUUCUUGCACAGAUUUGGGGUUUUAUGCCACCUUCUACUGCAAGUAGUCUCAAAGUCACAGCUGUUACUUUCUGAAGAAGAAAUACUGUCACCCCCCCCCCAAUUGCUCUGUCUCAUUGUCAAAUUCCCACUUCUGUUGUUCCAAAUGUCCAAUAGAGAAGCAUCCACUGAGAAGCCCUCUGCCGAAACAGGUGGAGAUUAGAGUGAGAAGGUUCUAGGUGUGUCCCCUUUCUUUCAUAACUACCCACCCACUGCUAUAGGGAAAGGGGGAAGUGUGCCCCUGGAAACUAAGAGGCAUACCUAAACUAUUUUCUUACAUACAUAUUUACAGAAUAAUAUUGACACCUCAGUGGAAAGUGCUGUGACACUAUAAUAAGAUGAGACUUUGGGAUGCGGCAGAAUGAGGAGGGAGGAAAGAAGAUCACUUCAAAGAAACCUGGAUCGUGCUAUCUCUCAGACAGUGAUAGUCCUGCCCUUGUAAAGCCUGUCAUUGGACUAGCCAAUCUACUGCUUUGGACUGUGCAGACAAGGCCCUUUCAUAAUGUCCACUACUGACCUUCUGCUCUGACCAUGUAGGACCAUUUUGAAGAUGACCUUCAGAAAUCAAUAAUAUGGGUUUUAGUUUGUCUGUCUGUAGUUUAUUUUGAAGUCUAGUAUUUCAGUAAUUUAAAAAAAUCAGAAGCACUGAACUUUCUACGUUUUAUAACAUUAUUUUGUAUAUAAUGUAUAUUUAUAAUCAAAACAGAAGUGUAAAUAUGUUUAUUACUUCUCAUGUAAUGUUUUUAAUGUGAUGACAAAGUUUGAAUUUUAUUUUUUUUUCAAACAAUGAAAAUACUUUCC
Molecule: messenger RNA, 4430 nt
Organism: Struthio camelus australis
Lineage: Eukaryota; Metazoa; Chordata; Aves; Struthioniformes; Struthionidae
Source: RefSeq, a predicted model, not a curated record